UGAAAGUUCUAUGAUCGGAGUGACCGGUGCAGUACUAGACAGCUGGAACAUACAAAUAAGAAGCCUGAGUUACGUGUACAUGUGGCCAUUUCACCAUCUUUGUGUCUGCAUUGUGGAUGUGCAUGAGACAGACUCCUUCAGAGAUGUGAAGUGACGAUAGAUAACUAUGUAUUAACAGUGCUGUACAAGAUUCCCUGACUCGAGAUGCCUGCGGGUGUGUACUAUUCAGUGCCGUACUGUGCCAUUUUUGUUUUGCCGAUUCUUCUAAUGGAUGUGCCAGCUGUGGAGGGAUAUGUGUGUGCAUACACAAACAGUACCCCCAACACUACCAUGAUCUUUGAUGACCUGCCAUCAAUGUUUGGCUAUCAGCUACUAAGGGAGGGGCUGCAGGGUUAUUUGGUAUUUGCCAAGCCUGAUAAUGCCUGUGAACCUAUUGCACCACCACCUUCAAAUACCACCAGCCUUGAUUUUAUCGUUAUGAUUCGCAGAUAUGGAUGCAAUUUUGACGUCAAGGUGCUUCAGGCACAGCAGGCUGGGUAUAAGGCAGCGAUCGUGCACAAUGUCGACUCGGAUCAGCUGCUCAGCAUGCACUGGAGCAGUGAGGAGAUCAGACAUCAGAUAACAAUCCCAUCAGUUUUCAUCGGGGUCCGUGCUUCCCAGCUCCUAAAGUCACUGUUCACUUAUGACAAAGGUGCAUAUAUUGUAUUGAUGCCAGACUUCAACUUCCCAUUGGGAUAUUACCUCAUUCCCUUCACUGGUGUGGUUGGAAUUGUGAUUGCCGUUAUGAUCACUGUCAUGAUAGUGAGAUGUGUGCAGUAUCGGCGCAGAAUCCGGACAAGCCGACUGUCAAAAGAGCAGCUGAAGAAAAUUCCAGUCCAUAAAUUCAACAAAGGGGAUGGAUAUGAAGUCUGUGCAAUCUGUUUGGAUGAGUAUGAGGAGGGUGACAAACUUCGAAUAUUACCCUGCUCACAUGCAUACCACUGUAAAUGUGUGGACACCUGGCUAACACAGACAAAGAAGACCUGCCCUGUUUGCAAGCAACGUGUUCUGCGUUCUACUGGUGACUCUGAGUCUGGAUCUGAUAUGGAAGAUUACCAUGAAGAUGAUGAGCAUCAAUCGGAGCGCACACCACUACUCCACGCAGCUUCAUCCUCUGCUACGCACUCAUUUGGCUCCAUGACCAAUUCCCUCACACAGCACAGCAGGGACCACUCAUCAGAUUCCAGUCAGGAUGGUGACAAUGGUGCCUAUGCUGAGGGGGUGGAAAUUCCAGACCACAACCAGGAGAAUCAAAGUCACUCUUCAAUCACUACAGGAUCUGGGUCUGAGCCUAACCUCAAUCCUGGGCAUGUUUUUAAUGUGUAGUUAGGAACCUUGGGCUUUGUACUGUUCUAAUCUGUAAAACUGUAAUCAUUGUGUGACUGCAGCUCAAAUAGGGCUUUAUUUAGAACUUUUUGGGGGAACAUUUAAAAUACAUAUUUUAAGUGUUAACGGGGAGGUUCUGCUGUUGAUGAACAGGGAGUACAAGAUUUGAUUGCACAUGGGUGUGUUGCUUGAUACCAACAGAAUACAAACAGCCUCAACUCCCCUGUAACAAAUAGGCAUUCAGUAGUGGGCAGGGAAAGUGAUAGAUAGCUCAUUAAAUACCAAUGUGAAGAAACUUUCUCUUCCAUGUUCUGUAAAAUGAGCAUGAAAUUAAAAAGCACAACUACCUGGAGCCCUUGCUUGUACUAUACUCCAAUCCCCUGUCUGGUCCUAUACUACAAUCCCUUGUCUGGUCCUAUACUACAAUCCCCUGUCUGGUCCUAUACUCCAAUCCCUUGUCUGGUCCUACACUACAGUCCCCUGUCUGCUCCUACACUACAAUCCCCUGUCUGGUCCUAUACUACAAUCCCGUGUCUGGUCCUAUACUACAAUCCCGUGUCUGGUCCUAGACUACAAUCCCGUGUCUGGUCCUAUACUCCAAUCCCUUGUCUGGUCCUAUACUACAAUCCCCUGUCUGGUCCUGUACUACAAUCCCGUGUCUGGUCCCGUACUACAAUCCCGUGUCUGGUCCCAUACUACAAUCCCCUGUCUGGUCCUAUACUCCAAUCCCUUGUCUGGUCCUACACUACAGUCCCCUGUCUGCUCCUAUACUACAAUCCCCUGUCUGGUCCUAUACUACAAUCCCGUGUCUGGUCCUAGACUACAAUCCCGUGUCUGGUCCUAUACUCCAAUCCCUUGUCUGGUCCUACACUACAGUCCCCUGUCUGCUCCUAUACUACAAUCCCCUGUCUGGUCCUAUACUACAAUCCCGUGUCUGGUCCUAGACUACAAUCCCGUGUCUGCUCCUAUAGUACAAUCCCCUGUCUGGUCCUAUACUACAAUCCCGUGUCUGGUCCUAUACUACAAUCCCGUGUCUGGUCCUAUACUCCAAUCCCUUGUCUGGUCCUAUACUACAAUCCCCUGUCAGGUCCUAUACUACAAUCCCCUGUCUGGUCCUAUACUCCAAUCCCUUGUCUGGUCCUAUACUACAAUCCCGUGUCUGGUCCUACAUUACAAUCCCGUGUCUGAUCCUACACUACAGUCCCGUGUCUGGUCCCAUACUACAAUCCCGUGUCUGGUCCCAUACUCCAAUCCCUUGUCUGGUCCUAUACUACAAUCCCCUGUCUGGUCCUAUACUCCAAUCCCUUGUCUGGUCCUAUACUACAAUCCCCUGUCUGGUCCUACACUACAAUCCCCUGUCUGGUCCUACACUCCAAUCCCUUGUCUGGUCCUAUACUACAAUCCCCUGUCUGGUCCCAUACUACAAUCCCGUGUCUGGUCCUAUACUCCAAUCCCUUGUCUGGUCCUAUACUACAAUCCCCUGUCUGGUCCUAUACUACAAUCCCGUGUCUGGUCCUAUACGCCAAUCCCUUGUCUGGUCCUAUACUACAAUCCCCUGUCUGGUCCUAUACUACAAUUCCCUGUCUGGUCCUAUACUCCAAUCCCUUGUCUGGUCCUAUACUACAAUCCCCUGUCUGGUCCUACACUACAAUCCCCUGUCUGGUCCUAUACUCCAAUCCCUUGUCUGGUCCUAUACUACAAUCCCCUGUCUGGUCCCAUACUACAAUCCCGUGUCUGGUCCUAUACUCCAAUCCCUUGUCUGGUCCUAUACUACAAUCCCCUGUCUGGUCCUAUACUACAAUCCCCUGUCUGGUCCUAUACUACAAUCCCCUGUCUGGUCCUAUACUCCAAUCCCCUGUCUGGUCCUACACUACAAUCCCGUGUCUGGUCCCAUACUACAAUCCCGUGUCUGGUCCCGUACUACAAUCCCGUGACUGGUCCCGUACUACAAUCCCGUGUCUGGUCCUAUACUCCAAUCCCUUGUCUGGUCCUAUACUACAAUCCCGUGUCUGGUCCUAUACUCCAAUCCCUUGUCUGGUCCUAUACUCCAAUCCCUUGUCUGGUCCCAUACUACAAUCCCGUGACUGGUCCCAUACUCCAAUCCCGUGUCUGGUCCUAUACUCCAAUCCCCUGACUGGUCCUACACUACAAUCCCGUGUCUGGUCCCAUACUACAAUCCCGUGACUGGUCCCAUACUCCAAUCCCGUGUCUGGUCCUAUACUCCAAUCCCCUGACUGGUCCUACACUACAAUCCCGUGUCUGGUCCCAUACUCCAAUCCCGUGUCUGGUCCCAUACUCCAAUCCCGUGUCUGGUCCCAUACUCCAAUCCCUUGUCUGGUCCUAUACUCCAAUCCCCUGACUGGUCCUACACUACAAUCCCGUGUCUGGUCCCAUACUACAAUCCCUUGUCUGGUCCUAUACUCCAAUCCCUUGUCUGGUCCCAUACUACAAUCCCGUGUCUGGUCCCAUACUCCAAUCCCUUGUCUGGUCCCAUACUACAAUCCCGUGUCUGGUCCUAUACUCCAAUCCCUUGUCUGGUCCUAUACUCCAAUCCCCUGACUGGUCCUACACUACAAUCCCGUGUCUGGUCCCAUACUACAAUCCCGUGUCUGGUCCUAUACUACAAUCCCGUGUCUGGUCCCAAACUACAAUCCCGUGUCUGGUCCCAUACUACAAUCCCGUGUCUGGUCCUACACUACAAUCCCGUGUCUGGUCCCGUACUACAAUCCCGUGUCUGGUCCCGUACUACAAUCCCGUGACUGGUCCUGUACUCCAAUCCCGUGACUGGUCCUAUACUCCAAUCCCGUGUCUGGUCCUAUACUCCAAUCCCUUGUCUGGUCCUAUACUACAAUCCCUUGUCUGGUCCCAUACUCCAAUCCCUUGUCUGGUCCCAUACUCCAAUCCCGUGACUGGUCCCAUACUCCAAUCCCGUGUCUGGUCCUAUACUCCAAUCCCUUGUCUGGUCCUGUACUCCAAUCCCUUGUCUGGUCCUGUACUCCAAUCCCUUGUCUGGUCCCGUACUCCAAUCCCGUGUCUGGUCCCGUACUCCAAUCCCUUGUCUGGUCCCGUACUCCAAUCCCGUGUCUGGUCCCGUACUACAAUCCCGUGACUGGUCCCGUACUACAAUCCCGUGUCUGGUCCCGUACUACAAUCCCGUGUCUGGUCCCGUACUACAAUCCCGUGUCUGGUCCCGUACUACAAUCCCUUGUCUGGUCCCGUACUCCAAUCCCUUGUCUGGUCCCGUACUACAAUCCCGUGUCUGGUCCUAUACUGCAAUCCCUUGUCUGCAAGCUAUAAUCAUCUAGAACUGAACUACACCCCAUUGCUUUGUUUCUGUUCUUAGCCUGAAAAUUAUCUGGUAUAGUAUAUAUGCUUCCUAAUUACGUAGAGACCUUCUGAUGUCUGAAAUCUGAACCCUGAAACACGGCUGGGAGCUAUUGGUACUGGCAGUGUCUCCCAAAGUUAUUCUGAUGUGACGUUGGGAAGGUGACCACAACAAUAUUUGUAAUGUUCAUAGUUUCCUUUUUAUACUAAAUUUUGUAAUCUUGCUCAGCAGAAUGUUCUCUGGUUACAAUUGUGAAAUUAAUUGAGCAGGCAGUUAUUGAUAAAUUGUGAUAAUGCGGAAGACAGGCUGCUGAAGGGGGAAUGAAACCAGAAUCAUCGACAAUAGAAAUGAUGUCGUCCUAGCUGUCUGUUGUAAUCAUUUCCACUGUUCUGGUUUAUUUUUGCUGCUGUGACUGUUUCCUCAUUUACCAAUGAUGGCUGUACGGAGAUGAGCAACUGUGUCCAGAAGCUGGCAUUCCAGACUGCUACCUGUUGAUCUUUCACCCUGAAUUACAGUCUUUCACUGACAAUAAAUAUGCUGAUGUAA
Molecule: messenger RNA, 5236 nt
Organism: Hemiscyllium ocellatum (epaulette shark)
Lineage: Eukaryota; Metazoa; Chordata; Chondrichthyes; Orectolobiformes; Hemiscylliidae
Product: E3 ubiquitin-protein ligase RNF167-like
Exons: 11
Coding region: 205-1365 (386 amino acids)
Biological process (GO): positive regulation of DNA-templated transcription; ubiquitin-dependent protein catabolic process; protein ubiquitination
Cellular component (GO): cytoplasm; nucleoplasm
Molecular function (GO): ubiquitin protein ligase activity; zinc ion binding
Source: RefSeq, a predicted model, not a curated record